Messenger RNA from Acanthamoeba castellanii str. Neff, 1428 nucleotides. RefSeq names its product betatransducin repeat containing protein, putative. Gene Ontology annotation, molecular function: protein binding. Bases 1 to 1428 code for a protein of 475 amino acids. The record is from RefSeq and is a predicted model, not a curated record. NCBI's taxonomy places the organism in Eukaryota, Discosea, Longamoebia, Acanthamoebidae. The transcript has 8 exons.
AUGGAGCUGCCAAAUGAGGUGGUGCUGCUGGUGUUCGAAUUCCUGGGGGUGGGCGACCUGGCAGCUUGCGCCCGCGUGAGCACCGAGUGGGGCGCACUGGCCGCCACCAACAUGCUGUGGCAACACCACUACCGCGCGAUCUUGGGCAAUGGCCACCCUUCAUUGACGCGAUUUCGAUCUUCCACAUCCACACCUUCAUCUGCUUCAGCUCCACCCCCUGUACCAGCCAACGCACGAGAGAUCGAACGGGGUGGUGCUGUGGAUUGGAAGCGUGCGUUGCGCGGGGCGUGGUCGGCCAAGCGGAACUGGCGCCGCGGGCGGCCCACCCACCGCGAGGCCUUCCAUUGCCACACCCGGGCGUCGGGCCUCUGCUUCGAUCAUCGCUUCCUCUACGUCGGCCUCAACCGCGGCUGCGUGCAGGUGUUUGAUCUGCACUCGAACCACGACGCAGCACACGCCGAUGCCGAGACGGCGAAGGAUGACGAUGGCGGCGACGAAGGCAACGAAGUCUACUCCGGCGACACGUCAUCAACGCCGUCAAACUCGACGGCACCCCUCAUCUACUUUCCUACAUCGUCGACUUCGUCGUCGGCUUCAGGGGAGGUGGAGGCGGCGGCAGACGAAGGCGAGGGGCUGGUGGUGCCGAUGGCCGACGGGCCGCGCAAGAAGCCCGUCGUGCUGCAUUCUCCGCAUUCCUCCUACUCUGACGUGCUCGCCAUACACGACCAGCGACUCUACGCCGUCUCGGGCAAAAGCAUCGUCGUGUGGGACGUGGAUGUGUGCGAGGCGAAGGAGAUCAAGCGGGUGGAGAUUGCGUACGAGGGGCACACGAACAAGGUGUCCUGCAUCGACUUCAGCGGACACCACUUGAUCACCGGCUCCUGGGACCAAACCAUCCGAAUGUGGGAUAUUAACACGGGCGUGUGCCUGAACUCCAUGACGGGCCACACGGCCAAUAUCAAGCACCUCCAGACGGCCGACCAUCGCAUCGUCUCCAGCUCCAACGACAACACGUUGAUGGAGUGGGACAUGCGGAGCUGCACGCAGGUGCGGUCCACCUGCUGCACGAAGCAGUCGGCCCAGGCGGCGCCCGCGGUGUCGGCGUUCCACUACGACCCCGACCGCGAUCUGAUCGUCAUCGGCCAGCGCGAAGGCACCGUACAAAGGUUUCUCAUGGGCAUGCCCGGAUCGGCGGUGAUGCGCCUCCACAAGGGCCUCAUCCACCGGGUCCAGAUGGACGCCUACAAGGUCUUGACCUCGGGCCAAGACGGCAUCAUUGGCGUUUGGGACCUGGCGACGGGUGGGCUGCUGUACCGCGUGCAGACGGGGUGUAAAAGCUCGCUCAACGCGAUGCAGUUCGACCACACGCAGCUCUUCCACGCCACCGGUGCCUCCGUCGAGCGCCUCGCCUUCUCCGAUGAUUGGUGA